AUGGAAAUUGUCCGAACCGUUGAUCGCGCGGGAACGAACGAGCUCAAGAACCGCGUGGCGGAAUCGCUUAAGAUUAUCACGAAGGCGCUCGCCGCUGAGCGAGAAGUCGCUUUCAGCUUCAAUGGCGGAAAGGAUUCCACGGUAAUCCUGCACCUGCUGCGCGCGGCGCUGGUGGCGGCGCGCGCCAAAGGCGUGGACCUGCGGGACUCGACGUGCGCGGACGAGGCGGGCGAGGGGGACUGUGACGACGGCGCGGACCUUCCGGGUGGCUCGUGGAGGGGUUGGCGGGAAGCAUGGACCACCGCGGAUGCCCCUCCGAAGGGCGAUAAGGCGAGCUCGGACGAGAUGGCGGGGCUGUGCGCGAUUUAUUUCAGGGAUAAGGACGCGUUUCCGUCCAUGGACGCGUUUACCAUUGAGAUGUCGCAACGGUACGGGUUGGACCUGAUAGUGACGGACGAUGACUUCAAGGCGGGCCUCACAGCGCUCAAGAAGCAGCGCCCUGUGCAAGCCAUCUUCCUUGGCAUCCGCUCCAUCGACCCCAAUGGGAAGAACCAAGCAGUCUUCUCUCACAGCUCGCCUGGCUGGCCUGAUUUCGUGCGAGUCAAUGUCAUUCUGCAUUGGUCCUACAGGGAUGUGUGGGAGUUCCUCCUUGUCACCAAGGUGCCGUACUGUCAUCUGUAUGACGAAGGCUCUAGUUGCCGCAUGACUCCCGACCCGCACGCCUCUCUCUGUGUAGCUCAAAUGCUGCUUCCCACUCGCACCGCCCCCUUUGGCCGCGGCCCUCCGCCUUGCCCUGUGCACCCGAUUUGCCAUCUCGCGCGAGUGGCAUCGGAUAAUGGUAUCGAUGUGCAUGCCCUGUUGGAAGGAGGAGCAGAGGAAGGGUCGGUUUUGGAGGAUGCAGGUGCAGGGGUUGCUGCCGCUGCAGCGGCUGCGGCCGUGGCGGCGGGAGGGAGGAGGGAGGGGGUGAAGCCUGCAGGGGACAGGUUCCUGCCGGCUUAUUUUCUUCUGGAUGAGAGGUUGGAACGGGCAGGUAGGAAGAAAAAGAAGAAGGAAGCGCCUGUGGCUGAAGAGGGGAAGGCAGGAGCAGAGGGGGGAGCAGCGAUGGAGGAGGAGGAGCAGGAGGAAGAGGAACCAGCGCAGUAUGAGCCUGUGGAUGGGGAUGUGGUGGAGGAUGGAUUAGGGGUGAUUCAUGAAGACGUGGGGAGAGAGGGGUGGGGCGAUGGGCAGGAUGGGGAGGAUUCGUUAAGACAAGGUGAUGUGAAUGGUGUGGCAGUGAAUGGGAGUGAAGGGGAGGGCAGAGGAGGGCAAAGGCUGGUGCAAGAGGGAGUGUAUCUUUUUCUUCCACGCUACAUGGGGGUCUACACAGCCACCGAGGAAGACGCGUCGUUGCUCGCGAACGCAGCGGCCGGUUAUCCAGCCGCUGUCGCCGCCGCUGCGGGAGUCGCGGGAGGAGCUACUUACGUUCCGCUACCGGACGGAAAGCAGCAGCAGCAGAAGCAGCAGGCAGAAGUAUCUAUCGUGCCAGUAUACCGCGUCUCCGCGGUAACGGCCGCACAGGCGCAGGCGUCCGGGUUACCACCUGCAGGAUUCACGUCGCGCGGGUCGCUGUGCUUCGUGAGCGGCACGCCGUACGAGGACGGCGUUAUUCCCCCUAACGCCAUCUUCUCGCACCCCAACGGCCGGCAGCUUCAAGGGACGUUUUUCGGGGAUACGCCAGCGCCGUUCACGUGCCCGUGCUGCGGGUUCUCGGGGCUCACUGAUGUUCGCUCGUCACUGAGUGCGGCUGCCGUGGUGGCAGCAGCGGUGACGAUUGUUGGAGUGUGUUUCCUGACUCCUGGUAGCUGCAUGUGGCAUAAGAAACACUUCUGCCCUUGCUGCCAGAACAAGGUGGGCGAGCAUCAGAAGGACGACAUCUUUCUUCUCGCUGACCCAGUCAACUGGCACCGCGCAAAGAAAAGUUUUGGGUGGUUUGAGAAAUAUCUGGUCGCAAAGAAGUGUUUCCUUGCACUCGCUCCCCCGCUUGUCGCGAUGGCGCCAACAGCGGGAGCCGGGACUGCUAAGAUGCUAAGCAAGCUAGAGGCGAGUGUGAAGGCAGGCAACUUCUACGAAGCACAGCAGCUCUACAAGAGCGUCAGCGCCAGGUACCUGAGUAAAGGGGGCGCGCGGGCAGAGGAUGCGAUCGAGCUGCUGCAGAGCGGGGCGAGCGUGCAGCUGCAGCAGCGGCAGGUGACGUGUGGCACGGAGCUCGCCCUGCUCCUUGUGGACGCUCUGUCUGCCACGCACGCCCCGCACUCACAAGGCGCUGUGGAGCGUCUACUUGCCAUUAACGACGCUUUUAAGCCGCUGCUCUCACACCAAACCAGCUCGCCCGCUGCUGCUGCUGCUGCUGCUGCUGCUGCUGCUGCUGCUGGUCCUGAGACUGCGAGUGAGAGCAGGGAGCAAUCUGCAGCGCCGGAGGCAUCUGCUUCUGCUUCUGCUGCUGCUGCUGAAUCCGAAUCACUGUCUGCGUUUGAAGGCUGCCUGUCCUUCCUCAAAGCCUCCAUUCGGUGGUCCCUGAAGGCAGAGGGAGCGCCAAGGCACGGAGCACCAGAGCUGCAUGAUGCACUGGCCGUGCUGCUCUGGACGCAUGGUGCCACCCAGGAUCUAGAGGCAGCUAGCCGGCAUUUUGUGCUGGGCCGUGACACGAAGGCGUUUAGCUCCGUUCUCUGCCAAGUCAUGCAGGGGGGCUUUCCAGACGAGGUGGACCUUGUGCUCGCCAGAGCCGUGCUGCAGUACCUGGCAGUGGGCAACAUAAGGGGUGCAAAUGAGUUGCUGGACGACAUAACAGCACGUGGAGCAGCAGGCACUGCACCUGCUCUGCCCGACUCUCCACUCAUCCACUUCACACGUUUCCUGCUGCUCACUGUGGAGAGGGAUGCGCUCCCUCUCUUUCUGCUGCUGCGCAAGGUGUAUGCCCCCAGCAUCCGCCGCGACCCCCAGUUUCAUUCAUACCUGGACGAGAUAGCCCACCGCUACUACAAGGUGGCGCGGCCGUCAGGGGGAGGGGACUUCAUGGGCGGACUGCUGCAGCUGCCCGCGUCCGUGAGUCUCCUGCAGCGGCUGACGCGGCUGGACGUGUCGUGCGGCCGAGACGACAGCGAUUCCAGGCCGCUUCCAGAGCUUUCAGAGCUUCCAGAGCCCAAGGCGGGGUUCCCCGAGAGCAUAGGCUCGCUGUCCGCGUUCCAGUCGCUUCGCAUCCGCGCUGCUUACGCGCGCGCCCUCCCGCACACCCUCUCCCGCCUCCGCUGCCUUACCUCGCUGAAAAUCGACGGCUGCUUCAACCUCCGGGAGCUGCCCGACGGUCUCGGGCAGCUAAAAAAACUGCGGUAUCUGGAGCUGGCGAAGUUAGAUUCUUUGGAAUCCUUACCAGACUCCAUCGGCCUCUUAUCAUCCCUCGAAACCCUCCAUCUGUGCAGACUCAGUGCCGCCACUCUCCCAGACUCCGCCCACCUCUCCUCCCUCAAACGCCUCCUGCUCUCCCACCUCUCACACCUGCAAUCGCUGCCUGACUGCAUCGGAGAGCUGCCCUCGCUGCAAGAACUGACCGUCAAGUUCUGCGCUCGCUUCAAUGCUCUCCCGCCCUCGCUCUCCGCCCUCUCCUCCCUCACGGCUCUCACCGUUCAGCACUGCAAGUCUCUCGCCUCGUUACCGGAGGAUAUCGGCGACGCUCCCCGCCUUGCCUCUCUUGUUCUCGACCAGCUUCCCACCCUCGCAGCUAUUCCAGACUCGCUCGCCCUCCUCUCUUCCCUCACGCACCUGCACGCGGCCAAGUGUGAGCGUCUAGCGUCGCUGCCAGCGUCUUUCGCAGGGCUACACUCCCUCUCUCGCCUGCAGCUUCUCGGGUGUUCCAUGGACUCGCUGCCCGAAGAUUUCGGGCAGGUUUCGGCGCUGACGGAGCUGCAUCUAAGCGAAGUUGGUUGCGAUCUGCCCGAUUCGUUUGGGCAGCAGUUUCUGAAGCUGAAGCGGCUCACUAUUGUUGCUUAUACUGGUGUGAUACCUCUACCAAUCACUCUAUCCCAGCUUGAGAAUCUAACUAUCCACAGCUGCGACUUUUUGGCAGCCCUGCCCGAAACUAUCGGGCAGCUGACAGCGCUUCGCACAGUAGAAAUAGCGGGAUGCGAACCGCUGGAAACCCUUCCCGAGUCCUUCUCGCAGCUUCCCCACCUUGAAAGCCUCACUCUCGGAUGGAAGGGAUUGGUAACUAAAGAGGAUGAUGAGAACCUAGGCCAUCAGACCUGCAUGUUUGACAACAACGGGGAUGAUGAGGAUGAUGAUUAUGAUGGGGCCGAGGAUGCACCCGACUGA
Messenger RNA from Closterium sp. Yama58-4, 4344 nucleotides. NCBI's taxonomy places the organism in Eukaryota, Viridiplantae, Streptophyta, Zygnematophyceae, Desmidiales, Closteriaceae. The record is from the annotation of a GenBank genome assembly.